This is a messenger RNA of Fukomys damarensis (Damara mole-rat), 936 nucleotides long. RefSeq names its product olfactory receptor 13D1-like. NCBI's taxonomy places the organism in Eukaryota, Metazoa, Chordata, Mammalia, Rodentia, Bathyergidae. The transcript has a single exon. The record is from RefSeq and is a predicted model, not a curated record. Gene Ontology annotation, cellular component: membrane. Gene Ontology annotation, molecular function: G protein-coupled receptor activity; olfactory receptor activity. The coding region runs from base 1 to 936 and encodes 311 amino acids. Gene Ontology annotation, biological process: G protein-coupled receptor signaling pathway.
AUGGAAAGGAACAAUUGGACAGAGAUUGAGUUCAUUCUUCAGGGACUUUCUGAGUACCCGAGAGUGGAAAAACUCCUUUUUGCAAUGUGCUUGGUGAUGUACGUGGCAAUCCUUCUUGGGAACAGUACCUUGAUCCUCUUAACUCUGCUGGAUUUUCGCCUCCACACACCCAUGUACUUCUUCCUUGGUAAUCUUUCCUUCCUGGACAUUUGGUACACAUCCUCCUUUAUUCCUACAAUGCUGAUACACUUCCUAUCACAGAAAAAAACUAUCUCUUUCCUUAGAUGUGUCGUUCAAAUGUCUGUCUCUUACACUAUGGGUUCCACAGAAUGUGUGCUCUUAGCAGUGAUGGCCUAUGAUCGAUAUGUGGCAAUCUGCAACCCCCUGAGAUACUCUAUCAUCAUGAACAAGGCACUCUGUGUUCAAAUGGCAGCUCUCUCCUGGGGGCUAGGAUUUCUCAACUCAUUGACAGAAACUGUCCUUGCAAUUCGGUUGCCCUUCUGUGGAAAAAAUGUUAUCAAUCAUUUUGUUUGUGAAAUAUUGGCCUUUGUCAAGCUGGCUUGCACAGAUAUUUCUUUGAAUGAGGUUAUUAUAAUGUUGGGCAAUGUAAUAUUUUUGUUUUCUCCAUUGCUGCUGAUUUGUAUCUCUUACAUUUUCAUCCUUUAUACUGUACUAAGAAUCAGUUCAGCUGAAGGAAGAAAAAAAGCCUUUUCUACCUGCUCAGCCCAUAUGACAGUGGUGAUUGUGUUUUAUGGGACAAUUCUCUUCAUGUAUAUGAAGCCAAAAUCCAAAGACUCUGCUUUUGACAAGCUGAUUGCCUUGUUCUAUGGCAUAAUCACCCCCAUGCUCAAUCCUAUCAUCUAUAGCCUGAGGAAUACAGAGGUGCAUGGAGCUGUGAAAAAAUUGAUGAGUAGAAAGUGGCUUGGAAUAAAAUGA